AUGCCCGUCGUCUCGCGCCUCGCCUCCAUCGUGCUCCGCGUCGCGGAAAUCGCCUUUGCAGCGAUCGUCGCCGGUCUCAUCGGGCACUACCUCGCCUCGUCUUCCGACGUCGACAUCUGGCCCCAAGCCCGCUGGAUCUACACAGAAGUCAUCGCCGGCCUAUCGAUAUUACUGGGCCUAAUCUGGCUCAUUCCGUUUUCCUCGAGUUUCUUCAGCUGGCCUCUGGACGUCCUCAUCUCCUUCGCGUGGUUCGCGGCAUUCGGUAUUCUCGUCGACGCCCUGCGCCAUCUGCCCUGCGGCAGCAUCUGGGGAUGGCACUUCUUCAACAACUCGGUCUGUGGGCGCUGGAAGGCUGCUGAGGCAUUUAGCUUUUUGUCGGCUAUUCUCUGGCUCGUGUCUGCCAUCGUGGGUAUCUGGUUUACCUUCCGUGUUCGCGACACUACUUCGGAUGGAAACCACCGCCGUCGCUGGGGUCGCUCUGCUGUCUAA
Molecule: messenger RNA, 489 nt
Organism: Penicillium alfredii
Lineage: Eukaryota; Fungi; Ascomycota; Eurotiomycetes; Eurotiales; Aspergillaceae
Product: MARVEL domain-containing protein
Exons: 5
Coding region: 1-489 (162 amino acids)
Cellular component (GO): membrane
Source: RefSeq, a predicted model, not a curated record